CUUCAGCAGGCCAGCCUGGCCGGCAGUCACACCGCUCCAGGUGCAGCUGGCAGCACGAAGAUGGCGGGGCAGCGGCGAGGCGCAGGGGCCCUGUGGGUGCUGGGCAGCUCGGCGCUGGGGGUGUGCCUCGCGGGGGUCGCCGGGCAGCUGGUAGAGCCCAGCACGGCACCGCCCAAGCCCAAGCCACCCCCGCUGACCAAGGAGACCGUGGUAUUCUGGGACAUGCGCCUGUGGCACGUGGUGGGCAUCUUCUCGCUCUUCGUGCUGUCCGUCAUUAUCACUCUGUGCUGCGUCUUUAACUGCCGUGUGCCACGGACCCGGAAGGAGAUUGAAGCCCGGUACCUGCAGCGGAAGGCGGCCAAGAUGUACACGGACAAACUAGAGACAGUGCCACCGCUCAAUGAACUCACAGAAAUCCCCGGAGAGGACAAGAAGAAGAAGAAGAAGGACAGUGUGGACACAGUGGCCAUCAAGGUAGAGGAGGAUGAGAAGAACGAGGCCAAGAAGAAGAAAAGCGAGAAGUGAGAGCUUCCUGGGGUGGCAGUGGGACUGGCGGGCUCUGUGCCCGAGGCCCGGCCAGAUCCAGGCACCUGAGACUCCAGACUCAUCAUGGACCACUGAGGCUGCAGAACAUCCUCUCCCUGCUCAGGGCAGGAGGCAGGAUGGGGAGGCCCACGGCUGCACCUUCACACCCCUCGGGGGGGGGGCCCGAGACUGCCCCGUGUCCCGCUUCCCAGCCUAGGCGCCAUUCCGUUCACCCAGGCGGUUGCUCCAUAGAGCAGAGCUUGGGCCACUGUCCUCUGCAUAUCUAGAGCGGCUUCACACCCACCCAGACAUGCGUCUGUCCCACCCUCUGCCAGGAAGAGCAUUGGCUUUAAAAGAGUAAUGGGAUGUGGGGCCCCUUCUGGAAGGGGCUGGCUGAACUAGGGGGCUGAGCUAAAGCCACACCCAAACUGGCCACAAGGAGGGAGGGGUCAUGGGGGAAAACUAUGGCAUCAGAAGGUUCUCACCUCAUCUACAGGGGUCUGAACCAGGAAGCUAGGCAGAAGUGGUCAGAGAAGCAGAAGCCUCAGCCCAGCAGAUCCCAAGCUCCAGGCAAUGGGAUGCCCUUAUUUUACACCUUGUGAUGAAGCUGAGCUUGCCGAGAAGCCUAGACUAGGCCCUGGGGGUAUAGGGCUGGGGGGCUACAGGAGUGAGUGAGGUGUGCAGGAGGCUGAGACCAGCAGGCGAGAGGGAGAAUGGGUAAAGCUGGGUCCUUGGUUCCUUCUUGCCUUCUUGGGGACCCAGGGAGUAUGUGAAGCCAAGGGGAGAUGUCGGGAUGGGGGUCGGGGGGCCAUGGGGACCAUCACAGGCACAAGCUGGGGGUUGAGGCCAUGACCAGCCUGCCACCAGCUGAGCGUAACAUCAUGCAGCUCCCUGUCCUGUUGCUCUCGAAAAAAGUCCCCAUGAAGCAAGCUGACCAGAAGGCCAGGGCCCAAACAUCACCUAGGACUCAGUCCUCAGGCAGGAGCUUCCAGAUGGCAGCAAAUACAGGCUCCUUAGCUCAGACCUGGGGCUGAAACUGGGGAGUCAGUAGGGGAGGUUUCUGAGCCAAGGGGAGUGCUGAAAAAGCUGGAGCUAUGAGCUAAGCCUGCAGAGACUUGUAAAUAAAGCCGAGUGCCU
Molecule: messenger RNA, 1662 nt
Organism: Condylura cristata (star-nosed mole)
Lineage: Eukaryota; Metazoa; Chordata; Mammalia; Eulipotyphla; Talpidae
Gene: TMIE
Product: transmembrane inner ear
Exons: 4
Coding region: 61-525 (154 amino acids)
Source: RefSeq, a predicted model, not a curated record